Desarmillaria tabescens is the source of this 699-nucleotide messenger RNA. RefSeq lists its product as uncharacterized. The coding region runs from base 133 to 297 and encodes 54 amino acids. Lineage: Eukaryota; Fungi; Basidiomycota; Agaricomycetes; Agaricales; Physalacriaceae. Gene Ontology annotation, biological process: mitochondrial electron transport, cytochrome c to oxygen. The transcript is spliced from 4 exons. The record is from RefSeq and is a predicted model, not a curated record.
UUGUGACGACGGUUUGUAUUCCUUCUCAUCAGAUUGCAUAGUCACUGGGUUCCGAAUGAAUGGAGGGUGCUGAUGCGUGGAAAUGCCUCAUGAUCCAGGCCCUCAGAUGAUAGCAAAAUCACCCACCCAACCAUGAACCCACUAUCCCGUCCCCCGACCUAUCACCUACCCUUUUCCUACACUAACAAGAGCGCCUUCAAAUACAAGCUGAUCCCCUUCGCCACAGUCGCUUUUGGGUUGCCCUGGUUGGCAAUCGGGUGGAGGUGGUAUCGCCCCGGGGGUAUGAAGAACCCGUAGACCCCAUAUGAUGGGAUGCAGCUAGCACUCGCAUUUCAGAUGGGAUAUCGACUCACCUAUGGUCGGGAGCACAAACGGCACAUUGUAAUAUAACCAGGCGCUCGGUAUUGGAAUGGUUACUGGGUUAGAUUCCUUGAAAUGGAAAGAAUGAGCAGCUUAAGACGCGAUAAAUACUGUACAAGGUCUGGAAGACAGAACAUGCUGACGAAGGCUUCAUUUUAUGGAAGUUUCUUGCGUAAAAGCCUCGAUUCUUGCACUUGAUCGCCUUCGUUCUAAUGGAAGCAUCUGAUGAGUGCCUGUUGCUCGGGACUGCGAGUUAUCAAGCUCGUACUGUUUCUACAUAUCGGCAGCGCAGUCGUCAAUGGACGGCGAAGCAGCAUGCCGAAUAUCAACAGGUAAGAU